Messenger RNA from Chelmon rostratus (copperband butterflyfish), 2995 nucleotides. RefSeq names its product chromosome 2 C1orf159 homolog (gene c2h1orf159). The record is from RefSeq and is a predicted model, not a curated record. Bases 183 to 782 code for a protein of 199 amino acids. NCBI's taxonomy places the organism in Eukaryota, Metazoa, Chordata, Actinopteri, Chaetodontiformes, Chaetodontidae. The transcript is spliced from 9 exons.
GCUAUGAGCUACGCACUGUAGGAUUAUUUGUGGCUGAACUGCAGCGGUGUGUUGAUAACAAAGCUGGCAAAAAUAUAUGUGACUGUGUGGUAAUACCGCUGUGGCGUACGAGAUCUGACGUUGGGUAAACCACACCUAAGAGUUUGGUCAGGCCAAAGCCUAGUGUUUGGCUGGGUCUGAACAUGGCUCUGUCAUUCCUUUUGGUCUUGGCUGCAACUGUGAUUCUUAUCAGACCCGAGACACCUGUAACAAAGGCCCUACAUCAGAACUCACUUGAGUGCUGUGGCGAGAAACAGAGAGUGAACAGUUCAUGCUCAAACGACACCCACUGUGAACCAGGAUGCUUCUUGCGUGUCCUUGAGAACAGCAACACUGUUUGCAUAUUCUGUGACUCAGCAGCUGUGGAUUUGGACAACAUAACAGUCUGCACCUACAACUAUACAGUGGAGAGGAGAAAUCACACAACUGUAACUACUGUCAUUCCUAAAAUCGGAGGGCCGGGUGUGGCAGCGUCUCUUCUUCUGGGAACACUGUUGAUCAGCCUGUUCCUGAUCCUCUCUGUUGCCUCCUUUUUCUACCUCAAACGCUCAAAUAGGCUACCAAGCAUCUUCUACCGCCGCAACAAGGCCUUCAUAUUCCAACCAAGUGAGACAGCUGUCAUGAUCCCGUCGUCGUCAGUGAGGAAGCCGAGAUAUGUCAGAAGGGAGCGGCCCUCUGCAACAUCGACACUGAAUAGUGCCACCGUACCCACCACAUCCACCACUCAAGACUAUAAUGUGUAGGAGGAAGGGUGGGAGUGCUGGUGCAGGUAGGAGAGAUCGCUCAGGAACGAUGUCACAUUUUCUUAUCAUGUGAAGGUUCAGCAGUGUGAAGGAAGAGCAGCUGACUCGAACAUAAAUGGCCAAAUUUAACUGUAGCUGCUUCUGCUGCUUUCUUGCCACCGGGGCUGUUAACUCUUUCUGUAUUUAACAAGAGUGCGAUAUUGAAAACGAUAAACAUCCAGAAACGGACCUGGCAACUUCUUGAAACAGCCCCUGACUUGUUCAUAUUGAAUUAGUUUUUUCACACGACAGCUUAAAGAGCCAAUGUAUUUUGCAGCACUUCAGCAUCACUCCUUUGUUUUUAAGUCUAAUCACUGUUAUUAAAUAGCUUUUAUCUGCUGUUUGCUACUGUGUGUUUAGCUGAGUUCCAGAAUCUAAGUGAUGUUUUCAUGAAUAUGUGGACCUGGUCUGUUUAAGGAAUAGUUCAACAUUUAAGGAAAUAUACUGACUCGCACAUGUUACAUGUUAUAUCUCUUUUAAUCUGAAUAAAAACUGAAGUGAAAAUAAAACAGUUCCUCCAGUGUACGGGCCGGACUGUUUCAGAGAUUUAUCUUUUUGCCAUGUUGGUUUUUGUCCGGAUUAAACAAAUGAGAUAUAACAGUGAGCAUAAGAGGCGCUGGUAGAUUCAUUACAUUUGAACACAGCCAGGCUAGCUGUUCCCCCCUGUUUCCAGUCUUUAUGCUAAGCUAAACUAACUGGCUGCUAGCUGUAGCCAUAUUUGAACAGACACAAGAGCAGUGUUGAUAUUCCCAUCUAUUACACUCUCUGCAAGACAGCAUAUUUCCCAAAAUGUCAAACUGUUCUUUUAAAGCAAAGAUGAAUUGAGCCAAGCUGAUUUUGUGUGUGUGUUUGUGUGUGUGUGUGUGUGUGCAUGCGAGCGUGGGAGGGGGACUAAGUGACAGCCCAGUGACAUUUGAUAGAAGUCUGGGGGGUUUUUUUUGUUUUUUUUUAAUGUGUGAUAUUUAUUUGCAUUUUGUAACUGUGCACUGAGUCUUACUGAUUACAAUCAACAGAACAACAGAGACAGCACAACAGAAUAAAUGAUGCGUUUAAUCGGGACACUUAAGGGAGAGUUGCUGGAGGCCCUGUAUGGAUGAUUGUUUGAUUGCAUCUUGUGAUUUUAUGAUUGCAUUUUGUAUUUAUUAUUUCUAUGAGCUUAACCAAGGUGAAUGUAUUAGACGUGUAAAACAAGUCAUGCAUCAAAGCCAAACGCAUCAUGAAUUACAUUCCACAACAGAACCACUCAAUUAGGAAAGAUCGAAAGUCAUUUUAAACAACAAAAUCAUGUUUUUUUUCAUAGUGAUCCUACAAAAGCUGUUAAAAUACUAAUUUUGUUCGAUGAAGUAAAUUUAAAUUCCAACAUAUUUUUCUCUCGAAGUAUAAAAUUACUGAACCCUUGUGCACUUUAUUUGUCUGAGGUCAUCAGCUAAUUUUUAGAAGAAUUACCCGAAAUAACGUGUUGCCGUCAAGUGUCAUUGCGGCUUUUUUUUUUUGUUGUAUAGAUGGCAACAUUAUUGUUGCAUUGUGAACGUUACUUGACUACUUUGCCAAAUGUUGUCUGAAGAAAAUGGCUUUUACUGUGUGCCAUUACUGUGAUUACUGUGCCAUUAUGAGCUUUAAAUGCAGCCAGGAAACGUUUCUUCAUGGCUUGAUGAAUAAUUGGGUAUUUGAUUUACAUCCAGUGGCCUUUACUGUACACAAUUCUAAAAAAGGCUUGUGAUCCAAGUUUUAUUCGCUACAUGGCAUUUUAUUUCUUAGUUUUGUUUUUGUUUUUUUAUCUUGACAGCUCUAAGGCUUUAAAAAGUUAAUUCCACCAUCAGUAUAUGUGAAGCCAUAUAAGGUGAACAAAAGGCAGCGAUCAUUCCUGAUUAUUCCCCUUUUUGCUUCAUGCUGUCGUACUGACAACCAUAAGCUGAAUACAUGUACAUAUUGUUUUAUACAAAUGAUGUAUUGUUUUUUGUAAGGAUAUCCGUAUUCUAGUUUCAGUGCCAUGAAAAAUGUUCUGAAGAUGUUUGGAGAAAUAAAGCACCUUUCCAUAACCUUUGUUUCCCUCUGUGCAGUUGUACAGACACUAGUUAGCUUCAUAUUGUUCAAAGACAAAUUUGACUAGUUUUGAUACUGUAUGUUUCUUUUGUGAUUCCUGCUGCUAAUAAUAAACAAUGCCUCACUGUGUG